This is a messenger RNA of Alternaria ethzedia, 1662 nucleotides long. RefSeq lists its product as uncharacterized. The transcript has a single exon. Bases 1 to 1662 code for a protein of 553 amino acids. NCBI's taxonomy places the organism in Eukaryota, Fungi, Ascomycota, Dothideomycetes, Pleosporales, Pleosporaceae. The record is from RefSeq and is a predicted model, not a curated record.
AUGGAGACCGCAUUCGAAAAUUUAGGCGCUAUAUCAACGAACGGAGCUUUCGCCUUCUUCAUCGAUGGUCUCGAUGAGUUCACGGGCAACGAACGAGACGGUAUAUCCUUUGUGAAAAGCCUCGCAACCAGCGCAAACAUCAAGCUCCUAGUUUCAAGCAGGCCCAUUGAUACAUGCAUCGCAGCUUUCUCCUCUGCGCCGCAGCUGAGACUUCAGGAUAUAACGAGACCGGACAUCGAACUGUACAUCAACGACACUGUGAGGUCACACUCCUAUGUCGCAGAGUACAAGUUCGUAAGCCACGAAAUCGUCCAAGAGCUGAUAGAAUACAUACAGAACAAAGCAGAUGGUGUAUUCUUAUGGGUCGUGCUUGCGUGCCGCACGCUCCUUGAGGGGUUUGAGGCCUACGACAGCGUAGAGGAAAUACGACGUCGCGUUGAGGAAUUACCACCGGAACUCGAAAGUCUCUUCCGCCACAUACUCAACGGCCUCCCUACUCGCUACCUUCAACAAGCUGCGCGACUUCUGCGAAUUUGUUACAUCCAUCGCUCACUACAAAUCGAAGACAAGACAUCAGCCGUUAGUUUAGCCUGGGCUUAUGAAAAGAACAUGGAGACACGCGCAAUGGAAGAUUUCACAGAACCUAAUCUCGAUGAAAAGAGAUCCAGAACUACGAUGUUCGAAGGCCGUUUGCGUAGUCGAUGUAGAGGACUCCUGGAGGUCUACAAGUCCUUUAUGAGCAAGGAUCCUUACGUCGAUUUCAUGCACCGUACCGUGUUUGAGUUCCUCAGUACUCCGAAUAUUUGGGACAUUGAUUGCCUGCACAUCAGUGACCACGCUUUUGACGCCAGCACGGUUUUGGCAUAUAUGUCCUGCUACACCCUGUACAACAGCGAACUGGGAAGCAUCACGGGGAAGGAUAGGGCUUUCUGGACUGCCGUUGCUUAUGCGCAGGAGGUGGAACAGAAUUCGCCUUCGCACAUGUCCCGCUUACUUAGCCGUUUCGCUUUUGCGAUUCUACAUGAAACAAACUACAAGAACUCAGAUCUAUCCCCUGUGUCCGAUCUGUCACUGGAUACAAAUGCUAUUCUACUAGCAAUAGAAAUCGGCUUCACAACUUUCGCCCAAAGACACGACCUCAAAAGUUUCAACGACCUCCGGAAGCUGAGAAGCGGGCAAGAAAGUCCGGGAUACAGCCUUCUCUAUCACGCUUUUCUGAGUCCACUGUUGGCUACAAGCGUUGUAUAUCAAGACGAGUAUGCAUGUUAUCCGGGUAUGAUCGAUCUUCUUAUCCGCGCUGGCAGCGAUCCAAACGACAGUAUAGAACUGUCUGGGGAUGAUACGAAAACUUGCUGGGUCGCAUGGAUGGAAUCCAAGCACAUGGUCACUAGGAAGAGUUUCCGUGCUGUGGAUGAUGCUGAAGUAACGAUGAUGAUGAUUCGUGCCGGUGCAGCUCUCAUUCCUCAAAAUCCCGAUGAUCCUGCAACUGGCGUUGCUCAUAUCGCUACAGAAGACCACCGAGGACGCCUCACAGAUGCUGUGGGCCAAUGGCUGAAGUUGGCGCCUGAACUACCCAGAUGGGAAGAUCGGGACAAGUUGAUAGCGCUCUGCAAUGGGAUUACAGCUGCAGUAGCAGCAAGCUACCAACCCAAUUAUAGCUGA